AUGUCUUUGUUUAAGUCCUUAGCCGUGGCUUGCACUAUAGCGGCCACAAGUGCCACUCCGAUCUCCCCGUCUAGAGUUAGAACUGCAGCCGAUGAAGCCCAAUCCGCCUUUCCCAUAGGUGAUGCUUGUGCCCAUGAGUGGCAAUCCCUUCACUUCAACCCUGACGAUGAAACGCACAAGGGGCGUCUCCAGAAGCUGCAUGAUGUGAUUUGCAGUGGCGAAAUGCGUGCUAUUUCGUCUUGGGGAGGAAAGGCUGCCACAGACAAAGCUGAAGUGUUUAAGCUGUCCUUCGACCUCGAAGAAGAGACCCCUGAGAAGGUGAAUGACGUUCUGAAGAAGAUCUACGGAAACGAUAGCAAUGACGGCGCUAUUGGAGAGAUUGUUGGAACAAUGAUUGUUGAUAACAACGAUUUUGGCAAUGAAGACGACGGUAGUUGCACGGUUAAGGGUACGCAGGGAUACACUUUGAAAGAUGGAGGAGACGGACUCGAGAAGAUUCAUUUCGGCGAUGGUGUCUUCGACAUGCCGCUAGCAGGCAACGUCGAUUGCGGUUCUCUCGAUAAGUAUCCAAGCGAAAAGAUGGACACUUUCUCUCGCGUUGUGUUGCACGAGAUGUUGCACUACAGUACUGUUGGCCUGCAGUCUCAGCUUGGUGACCAACUUGUUGAUCAGAAGAAGAACGAUGGAAACUACGCAUACGGCCAUGCGCGUGCGCAUGGCCUCCAGGAUCCAGGUCAAGACGACCAACCAGGCAAAUCAGAGAUCAACGCAGACAACUUCGCAUACAUGGCGCUCAGCACCUGGGUUGGUUAUUUCUGUCUGCCAGAGGAUAAGAAGGACCAGUACGGCACCUACUUCCCAGAUGCACCCCCGCACUAGGCUUAAGCUACGGUGCAUAAAGAGCUACUGCAGUUACAAGUUAACUGUAUGAUCAAGUCAAGAUAUAGUUAUGCAGAAUUUUUUCAU
This is a messenger RNA of [Torrubiella] hemipterigena, 966 nucleotides long. Lineage: Eukaryota; Fungi; Ascomycota; Sordariomycetes; Hypocreales; Clavicipitaceae. The record is from the annotation of a GenBank genome assembly.